CAGGUUUAUUGGUUUGCAAACAAGAUAUAUCUGAAAUCAUACUGUCAGUAUGUCUAAGGCAGAAAAGUAUAAAUUAAUGAUAGACAUCUAUUAGUUAUUUAAAUUCCCAUUGGUCAGUUGAGAUUUAAGCAAGUAUUUAUUUGUUGUAUUGAUCAUUGAAAAACCCAUUGAAUUUUGUGGCUGUCUGGAUCACUACUGUCAGUUUAUUGGCGUAUAAAGCAAAUGAGAAUAUGUUAUCAACUAACCGUUCCACCUGACAUUCCACCAUUCAAUGCGUUCAACUAUCUUCUACUCCACGUAAAACUGCCACCAGUUCCUCCAAAGUAUAAUUGUUAAGCUGUUUCUAUCUAGCACUUACGUCUUUUCUAUAGUUGCUUUUCUUUUCUGCUUGCGCCAACCUUCAUCAAACUUGUGAAAUUUCACGUGAUUGUGAAGUCUAUCCUCCGAAUCAUAUUCUGGGUACGGUUUAAUAGAAUAAGUCACAAGAUCUGGGAUCUAGUAACUGUGAUUGUGUGUUAUUGUAUAAGUGAAUAACCUCGAAAAUAAUUAACUUGUUUGUAUGCGUACUCUUAUGUGUGUCUAUCUAACAAACACAGAAAUUUGAUAGGUAUAUAUAUAAUGCAUAUAAGCAUAGUAUUAUAUAGUACACCGACGAGAUACUAAAUAAUCCACACCUCCAAAAUUACAGCACAUACACAUAUUUAUAUUUCUGCAUAAAUACUAUACAUAUUAACCAAUUACAUACUUGUAAAACCUUGGAUUUUUAAUUUUUCAAAGCACAUGCUAAUAAUCGUAUGAAUGGUGAGAAUCUUGAUGAAUGUAUCCAUUUAUCACUAUUGUCUACACAUAGUCUGACAGAAUUCAAGGUCUCGGUCAUUGGAAUUAUAUUUACAUAUAAUACAUAUAUAUAUUUGCGUGCAUAAGUUAUACUGAACUUGACAGUCCAUUUUUAAACAACCUAAAUGAUAGCAGUUACUGAAUAAAGACCAAUAAAACUGUCCCAUUUAGGUAGACGAAGAAGGGCCACACUAGGCCAACAAGAAAUUAUUGAUAUACAGACAAAGAAAUGGAGUCCACAUCCAACAGCAAAUCCAUUGGAUUACUUAUCACAAUCGAAUGUAUCAAUCAACAGUUCGCCACGAUAUUAUUCUCCACAACUUAUAACAGUCGAUCUGCAGCCAAAUAUUCAUUUAGUCAAUUCAAACAGUAGCAACUACAUUAAUAGUGCGUACUUAACUCAUUGUGAAUACUGUUUUGCAAAAAGGUGUAUGAAUCUAGACUCAAGCAGCCCUCAAAUAUUUCACACCAAUUUCACAUUAUCACAUUUAUCAGGGAAUCCUUCAGUAUUACCUGCCUGGACACCUCAAGCAACUACAGAUACAAUAAAGACGGAUUUUGUGACAAGUCUAUCUAUCAAUCAUAAUCAGCAGAUAACAGCUGGAGAUUUUACGUCAAUUGAACAACAGCAACGAAAGCCAGUAAACAAUACUACUUUCGACAUAUCUAUAGAUCAGACUAGUAAUUUUCCACAUAUUCGUCCUUUAACUCAGGGAUUACCAGUUCUCCCCUCAAUGACCCAGUCAAUGAAUUCAACUACCAUGAACCCUGUACAAAACAACGUUACCCCGCCUAAAUUACUGCCUCAGACUGAAGAUUCUCACGCUAUGGGAUACAUUCAGUCACCUGCAUUGCCGCCUUUUGGACCUGUCCCUUCUAUUCCCAAUAAAUCUGGAAAUAUUAAUGUAAAUUAUCACAGUUCAGCUAAAACGCACAAAACUGAACCUACUGGAUCUUCGAUAUUUCUAGAUGGCCGGAGCUAUGAACCUGAAGAGCUAAUCAGUUUAAUCCAACGAUUACGGCAAGAUAUUCGAGCCUAUACUGAUCAUAUAAGAUGGCUUGAACAAGAGUUAAGUCAAACACGAAUCACACUGAAUGCUCGAGAUAGAGAUAUUGAUAAGCUGAAGUCUGUAUUAGAACAGAAACUUAAUAAUAAUGUGGAAAAACUGCCUGUGCAUCCUGUUACACCCUUGUCUGAUAAUUCAUGUCAAGCGAUCAGACAAAAUAAACUCAAUGUGACUGCUAUUUCGCCAGCAUCAAAAACAACUCCUUUCCAGGAGAAUACUGGUCAGAAAGGAUAUCCUGUGAAGCAACGGACUAAAAAGCAAGGUGUUUCAGGCGAAAGUUUUACUCAGCAAAGAUUAUCAGGUCUUGUACACCACGAAAAGGACACAUGGUCUGCUGGGUUAAUCAGAGAGGCGAUCAGCAACAACACAUUUCUGAUGCAUUUAGAACAAUCACAGAAAGAGGAAAUUGUAGCCUGCAUGUAUAAGAAGCAAAUCCCACAAGGUUGUUUCAUAAUACGUGAAGGUGAACCAGGAGAUGCAUUGUAUGUCGUAUCAGAUGGAAUCUUAGAAGUAUACAAGGAUAAUUCAAUAUUGGGACGAAUGGAAGUCGGUCGUGCGUUUGGUGAAUUGGCACUGCUUUACAACUGCAAGAGGACUGCAUCUGUUCGAGCUGUAACAAACGCUUCAGCAUGGACGCUGGAUCGACGUGUUUUUCAGCAAAUUAUGAUGGCCUCUUGUAUUCAUAAACAAGAGGAGAAUAUGAAGUUUUUGCAAAGUGUUCCUGCGCUGAAAAAUUUAUCCGCCGAAAAAAUGAAAAAAUUAGCUGAUGUCUUAGAACCAGUAUUUUAUGAAGCUGGUGAAUAUAUCAUACGUGAAGGUGAACUUGGUGAGACGUUUUUCAUCAUAAAGUCAGGGAAGGUUAUUGUUACUCAGACUGUCGAAGGAACAGAUGAAGAACAAGAAAUCCGUCAACUUUCUGAUGGAGAUUGGUUUGGAGAAAGAGCACUUUACACAUGUGAGAAACGAAGUGCCAAUGUUAUUUCGGCUGAGAGUGGUGUUCACUUACUUUUAUUGGAUAGAAGUAAUUUCAUCUACCUUAUUGGAGAUUUGAAUGAGAUCAAAUCAAAAACAUAUGGCGAUGUCAGUCGUUCUCCUGUUGGGGUAAUAUCAACAAAUUUUCAAUCAUCCAAAGAAUCCUUACCGAAAGAAGUAACCAUAAGUCCUCAGGCGGUUGUACGACAACAGUCAAAAGAUUCCUUUUCGUCCGUUGAAAUUGAAAAAGAUGAUUUGGAGCCGAUUACUGUGUUAGGAGUUGGUGGAUUCGGUUGUGUUGAAUUGGUUGUUUGGAGGAAAGAUAGAAGUAAAACAUUCGCUUUAAAAAGAAUGAAAAAGCAGCAUAUCGUGCAUACACGUCAACAAGAGCACAUUUGUUCAGAAAGACAAAUAAUGCUAGAACUUCGUUGUCCAUUUAUUUGUCGACUUUAUUGUACUUACAAAGACAACAAAUUUGUCUAUAUGCUGUUGGAAGCCUGUCUGGGUGGAGAAUUAUGGACACUUUUAAGAAAUAGAGGUAGAUUUGAUGAUGUCAUGACACGAUUUGUGGUUGCUUGUGUUUUGGAAGCAUUCACUUACCUGCAUACACAAGGAAUACUUUAUCGUGAUUUGAAGCCAGAAAAUCUGCUUCUUGAUGAGAAAGGAUACGUAAAACUUUGUGAUUUUGGAUUCGCUAAACGAGUUGGACAUGGUAAGAAGACUUGGACGUUCUGUGGUACACCUGAAUAUGUCGCGCCAGAAAUUAUUUUAAACAAAGGACACGAUCACUCAGCCGACUACUGGUCACUUGGUAUUCUUAUUUACGAAUUACUUACUGGAAGCCCACCAUUCACUGGUACUGAUCCAAUGAAGAUUUACAAUGUCGUUUUGCGUGGAAUCGAUGGUAUUGAAUUUCAUCCACAGCAUAUUAGUCGGACUGCGAGCACACUGAUAAAACGUUUAUGCGCACAAAAUCCAGCUGAACGUUUAGGCUAUGGACGUGGUGGGAUAAUCGAUAUCAAACAAAAUAAGCCGCGUUAAUAUAAGAGGGCAUUAAGUUGAUGUGUUUUCUGGUUUCGUGACUAUUAUUCCCUUACAACUUCUAAGUUUUCUGUAAGACUUCUGUUUAUGGUUUUGUUAGUUAUUGUCUUAUUUUAUUUUACAUUGGUAGGAAGACUAACAGAUUUGUGGAGCAGAUUGAUAAAACCUAUUACUAAAGAGUAUGUAAAAAUGGAGAUUCAGGUUGGUGAAUUGUUUCAUCCCCUGUUGUGCUUCAGUCCCUGUUAUAAUUCCUCACUUCACUCUCGACCUUUAGUACAAUUUUACGAUAAUUUAUCGUAAAGUCCAUCAUCAAAGUUAAGUGGUUUCGAGACCAGAAAUGAUUUCCUUUUGUUAUAUGAACAGCUAUAACUAAUAUAAUUAUAAAUCUUCAUUGGUUUCACAAGCAUUUACAGCACUUGUUAUUUAUUCACUUUAGGUAUUUCCAAGGAUUUGACUGGAUUGGUUUGCAUCGUGGAACACUAACGGCUCCUAUACAACCAGUGAUAAGGGGUCCAGAUGACACAACCAAUUUUGACAAAUACCCUCAACAGAAUGAAGUUCCACCUGAUGAAACAUCAGGUUGGGAUAUAGAAUUUUAAUAUGGUUUUAUUUCGUUUCCUUUAUCAAAUAAACUUCUACCUUGUUUAUCCUUUAUUCUACUUGUUCGUGUACACGUGUAUGGUGUCAAUGUCUGCAUUUGAAAGUGUGUGUUGCGUUUUUAUUCUUCAAAUUUUAGCAUGUUUAUCAACUUACCUACAUAUUUAUUACUAUGAUGUCAACGCACAAACUUAUAAUUACUCCUAUCACCUACUAAUUACCUUUUAUUCUCAUUUUCUACCUUGGAACACUGACUAAAAACACGAUCUGACUAUUGAAAAUCUUGAACAUCAAUUCUGUUUUUCUUUUCUUUUAUGUUCCACUCACUUUCAGGAAGUCAUUUUGAAGAUAUACUGAAACAUAUAUAUUUAUAUAUAUAUGAACACAUAUAUACAUAUGCCCUAUUUUAUACACAAUAGAUAUAUUUUCUUUGAGAUUAAAUAAACAUUAAUGUUUGCAUACACCUUAAAUUGUAGAUUUUGAGAACACCUCUCUCUUCUUUUUUACUACUUAUAAUUUAGCAUUAUUAAUAGUUGUCAUCUCACUUUUCUCAAGAAGAAUGAGGAAAGUGUGUUUCCUUAUUUAUUAUUCUCUUGCCAACUGUGUUUCACUAGUGUGUAUAUAUGUUGCUGAUAUAUAUAUAUAUAUAUAUAUAUGUAUAACACUGAAUGAAUACGUAGUCCAGUUUCUACUGUGCGUAAUCGUUAAUUUCAUAUUCUAGAGUGUUACAUUGUUCAGUUUCAUUUAGCCAAGUCAUUGUGCAGUUCAUACCAAUACAUCAGGGAUACAACAUCUAUAUUCAACUUAUUUUUAUUUUACGAAUACAAUUUUCAAUCAGUUAUAUGCAAAACUGCUGAAUCUUUCCAACUCCAUUGAAUCUUCCCUACAGUUCUACACUGUAUUAGCAAUCUUAUAUAUUAAAAAAAAAUAUUGUUUGACACUUAAUACAUUGUUUUCAAUAUUAUCUUCUAUUUUGUUGUAUUAGUUUACGUUUUCUUAUAUUUACUUGUACAUUGUCAUGUGACUUUGAGCAUUCAAAUCUCUUUGUGAAUACUCUUCAUGUAUUCUGUUUUGUUUCGACAAAUCCAGGAGUUCAUCGUCUGAGUUACAUUUUAUGGGAACAGGUUGUAGUAAACUAUUUGUCCAUGAAUAAUAUUUUUGUGGUGGAAAGAAACUCUUAGCCAUGACUACUGGUGUGGUCUUGUUUUAAUAAAAUCUUUAUUCUAU
This is a messenger RNA of Trichobilharzia szidati, 5741 nucleotides long. The record is from the annotation of a GenBank genome assembly. Lineage: Eukaryota; Metazoa; Platyhelminthes; Trematoda; Strigeidida; Schistosomatidae.